Messenger RNA from Castor canadensis (American beaver), 2220 nucleotides. NCBI's taxonomy places the organism in Eukaryota, Metazoa, Chordata, Mammalia, Rodentia, Castoridae. The record is from RefSeq and is a predicted model, not a curated record.
AUGCGGCUGUGGCUUGGGAUCCUCACGUGCCACAGUAAUCGGUCUAAAGUAUUCGGGAAGCUUGCCGUGCACUGUGGGGUCACCUGGCGAGGCCCAGUGAGGAAACGGGCUGAUCUCUGCAGGCAGGGCUGCGGCGUCACCGCACUGGCGUGGAGCCUGGAGGAGAAGUUGCUUCUGGUUGGCACCCACGAUGGCAUGGUGGCUGUGUGGGACAUGGAGGAGCAGCAGGUGCUCCACACUCUAAUGGGACACACAGGAAAGGUGACGUGCGUGAAGGUGUAUGCCAAAGGGACACAGGCCAUCUCCGCCUCCAGGGACCACACACUGCGCUUCUGGAACUUACUCUCUGGCCAGGAGAAAUUCUCCACUUGGGAUGGGGGCUCGGCGAGUUCUGCUGACCCUCAGCUCUGCAGCCUUCAUGUGGACGAAGCAAACAGAGCUGUGUAUUCCGUGUCAGGAUCAAAGGUCAACGCCUGGGAUUUGGACACUGCAGAGCCGGCUCUCCGUGUCCUGGGAGAUGCCUCUGACCCCUGGGUGUGUGUGGCCGUGUUGGAGCUCGAGUCCAGGCUGCUGACGGUGUCCAAGGCUGGUGUGGUCACCCUGUGGAACUCGGCCACCGGAACACUCCAGGGCAAGCGACACGUGUCCGGCAUCAAAGAAGAGACCCCCACGUGCGCCAUCUCGGUCCAGAAACAAGGAAGAAUGGUUACUGGGUUUAGCUCCGGCUCCAUCUCCUUGAUUUCCUCUGAAGGAGACAGACUGCUGGAGAAGCUUCCAGAAGCCGUGGGGUUCCUGGCGGUCUCUGAGGAUGAGUCCCUUCUUGCUGCAGGCUUUGGGACAUCCGUGCGGGUGUACCUGGCUGACUCACAGGGCUUUCACCGAUUCAUGGCCACCGACCUGGCACAUGAGGACGUGGUAGAGACGGCUGUGUUCGGUCCUGAAAACAACCUGAUUCUCACUGGGUCCCGGGAUGCACUCAUUCAGGUGUGGAGUCUCUCGGAACAGGGGACCCUCCUGGAUGUCCUCGAAGGUGUCGGGGCCCCCAUGAGUCUGCUGGUCCGGGGAGGGACUCUGGUGGCCUCUGCGUCCCAGCAGUCUUCAACCUUCAAAGUCUGGGAUGUCACCUACGCUCAGAGGCCUCGGACCUCUGCUCCCUUCUUGGACCGCACCGGCCUCACUGCUGUGUCCCACAACGGAAGUUACAUCUACUUCCCCAAGAUUGGUGACAAAAACAAAGUCACCAUUUGGGACUUGGCAGAAGGUGAGGAACAAGACUGUCUGGACACUUCCAAUGAGGUCAGGUGUCUGGAGGUGGCUGAGCAAACAAAGCUCCUCUUUGCUGGCCUGGUUUCGGGGACCGUCCUCGUGUUCCCCUUGGAGUCCAGGCAAGAUGUCAUAUGCAUCCCCCCUCCUGAGGCUCGGAAAGCCAUCAACUGUAUGUCCCUGAGCAAGAGCGAGGACCAUCUGGCCAUAGCCUAUGACAACAUCGUCCUGGUGCUGGACGUCAGCCCUGGUGACCCCUGUCCGGUCAUCGAUGGGCCAAUUUAUACCUUUUAUACCCAGCUGCCUGAGACCAUAGCCAGCGUGGCCGUGCUGGCCGACUACCGUGUGGUCUACGGCAUGACCAACGGGGACCUCUUUCUUUAUGAAUGUGUGAAUUCCAAAGUGUUCCCUUUGGAGGCCCACAGGAGCAAGGUCACAUGUGUGGAGGUCAGCCACAAGGAGCAGCUGGCAGUCAGCGGGUCAGAGGAUGCCCUGCUGUGCCUGUGGGACCUGCAGGUGUGCAAGUGGAAAUUCCAGAUGACCUACACGAGCUCUUACUGCCAAGGAGCUCAAUGUGCCUGCUUUUCCCAGUGUGACAAGUUCGUGUACGUGGGCUUGAAGGACCGCUCGGUGACUGUCUGGAGUGCACUGGACGGCACUCUGCUGACCGUCCAGUUUGUCCACGCACUGAUCAACAGAAUCAUCCCGACCUCCAAUGGCUUCCUAGCUCCUACCAGACAUGGCUAUGUCCUUCGAGAGCGUUUCCAGUGCCCUUCAGCAAGAGUGUCCCAGCAGGAGCCGCUCAAGAGCUUCAAGAAGGCGGUGUGGAUGGUCAAGUCCAGGCAGAGAGAGGACCUGGCCAUGGCUGCAGGGGCGCCCCAGGCCUCAGGAUCACAGAUGGCCCAGGGCCUCGCAUCAAAACCCAACAAACGCUCCCAAGUCUGCCUGAUAGUGUAA